This is a messenger RNA of Laetiporus sulphureus 93-53, 1675 nucleotides long. RefSeq lists its product as uncharacterized. The transcript has a single exon. Lineage: Eukaryota; Fungi; Basidiomycota; Agaricomycetes; Polyporales; Laetiporaceae. The coding region runs from base 439 to 1395 and encodes 318 amino acids. The record is from RefSeq and is a predicted model, not a curated record.
CCCAUGGCGAGCAGACCAGGCACCCACGUCCUCGGUCGCUUUGGUUUACUCUCAACCGCCCUCGUACUUAUGAGAGUCUUCUUUUACUGUCCUCGUCGCCCCUCUAUGGUGCUCUGUGUCUCUUUUCUCUCAUGUGGCCGCGCGCCACCAGGUCAGGGGGUGAAGAUUGUGUUAUGAUAAUGGCGGUUUUCUCUCGUGCCGAAGCACCCCCAAAACUGUCGGGUUGCCACUCAUGCUAUCCGAAGACGACGGUGGAUCCGAUUCACUGCAUUGUAUGGUCGCUAUAAGUAGUGGAACUGGUGCGAGGUGAGCCAUUUCAGUCCGGACGAGCGCAUCUCUGCAGACCGCAUCCUCGACACAACAAACGUGCCACAACCCUAUACCACUGCACAACACCCUUAAAUAACGCUGCGGAGACACUGUAUACCCAGCUUCGCCAUGUCUUCUGCCGUCUCAGCACCCUUCGCGUUCUCCAACCUUCCUGUGGAGUUGGUCCGUGACAUUUUCGAACAUGUUGCCAUCUCCGACCCAACGACCGCCCGCACCUUGACCCUCGUAUCUCAUGCUGUACGCCACUGGACGGAUCCCUUCCUAUAUCACACAGUCGUGCUCUCCUCCUCGCGCAGCCUGCGCUCCUUCCUUACCGCCAUUUCCAACAAGCCGACAGAAUUCAUACAUACACGCGUUCAACACCUCGGCAUAUUUGCCUUGGGACCUGUCCAAAGCAUCGAUCGCGUACUCACCGCUUGCCGCGGCGUACGUAGUCUGGCGUGCGGCUUCCACUUGCCCGGAUACAAGCAAGUGCAGGGCUGCGAUGCGUUACAGGCGCUUCUCGGGUCACGUGAGCAACACCUCCUCGGUGUGUCUUGCCGCGACGGGUGGGAUACCGCCCUCAUCAGCCCAUCCGUGACACAUCUACGAGUCCACCUCAGCGCUGUCAAGACUGGCAAUCCAGACGCGCCUGUCAGAUUUGCCGUUGGAACAGGUGUCCCAUCUGAGCCCGGCUGGGAGCACCUCGCGAGCUUGUCUUCGCUCACCCACCUGGCCAUUGUUUCCCGCUACACUUCCGGGAUGCCAUCCACAGCCAUUAUGCCCAAUUUGCAGGACCUAUUGUCGCUCCGCGAUACUGCUCCCGCUGGCGCAAACCCGCCCCGGCUCGAACUCAUUCUGAUCCAGGUGCUGGGCAGCACAGUUGAGACCGCUAAGAUGAAAGCAGCUGUCGAUGCCAUCAAUGCGGCUGCGGUAGAGAUUGGCGGUCUAGCUCUGCGCAUCGUUGCCGAGAGCGCACCUAGCUCUGUGGUGCGUCAGUGGGAAUCUGCGGUCAGAGGCGGCCCGGGCAUCUGGGAGGGUGCCGAGAGCGUGGUGAGGGAGAGGCUGGCUGCGGCCUCGAAGUGAUAGUUUUAGUGACUUAGUUGUUCUCCAUACCCAUCGUUGCGCUGGUCAUUGCAUACAUAUGUUGCCCGCUGCAGCUAUGCUCACCCGUCACCCAUGCAUUCCCAUUAAUUGGUGUUUGCUAUAUAUCGUACCAUACAGUCUCGAUCAGAAUACAGUCAUACAGCUGCUAAUAUCUCCGUUUGUUCAUGCCGGGACUUUGGACGAGCGGUCAGUGUGAAGAAUGAUUUACAUGUAUCGGUCUCGACAAAGGUCCCCUCGGAAGAGUGAGAAUGCGAAUAUC